CUGCUGUAGUCCAGUCAACAGCACUAUGAAGCUGAUCGUUGUGGUAGCGUUUGUGGCGGUCGUGGCGGCCUCCGGCUGGGCGAUGCCCAGCUCCUUCGGCAGCAGCGGAGGCGGAGCAUACGGCUCCUCAGGCCGUGGAGCCAGCGGCCAGGGGGGCGGCAGAGGAGGCAGCGGAGGCCAAGGCUCAUUCGGAGGCAACGGAGGAGGCCAUGGUUCCAAGGGAGGGGGAAAUGGAGGCAGCGGUGGAGGCUAUGGUUCCAACGGAGGGGGAAAUGGAGGCAACGGAGGAGGCCAUGGUUCCAACGGAGGGGGAAAUGGAGGCAGCGCUGGAGGCUACGGUUCCAACGGAGGGGGAAAUGGAGGCAGCGGUGGAGGUUAUGGUUCCAACGGAGGGGGAAAUGGAGGCAACGGAGGAGGCCAUGGUUCCAACGGAGGGGGAAAUGGAGGCAACGGUGGAGGCUAUGGUUCCAACGGAAGGGGAAACGGAAGCAACGGGGCCGGGGGUCACAGUGGCUCUAACGGAGGUUCAGGCAACGGCAACCAAAAUGGAGUAGCCAAAGCAACGGUUAGCUUCCACCUCGGCGCUCCACAAGGCAAUGGUAACGGGGGUGGAGGCUACGAUGGUUCCAACGGUGGGAAUAAUGGAGGUAAUGGUGGUGCUCAUGGAGGAAAUAACGGAGGCAACGGCGGUGGUUAUGGCGGCUCCAACGGAGGAAAUAACGGAGGCAACGGCGGUGGUUAUGGCGGCUCCAACGGAGGUUUCAACGGGGGAAAUAACAGAGGCAACGGCGGUGGUUAUGGCGGCUCCAACGGAGGCUUCAACGGGGGAAAUAACGGAGGCAACGGCGGUGGUUAUGGCGGCUCCAACGGAGGCUUCAACGGGGGAAAUAACGGAGGCAACGGCGGUGGUUAUGGCGGCUCCAGCGGAGGCUUCAACGGGGGAAAUAACGGAGGGAACAGCGGUGGUUAUGGCGGCUCCAACGGAGGCUUCAACGUGGGAAUUAACGGAGGCAACGGCGGAGGACAUGGCGGCUCCAACGGAGGAAAUAACGGAGGCAACGGCGGAGCUUAUGGCGGCUCCAACGGAGGCUUCAACGGGGCAAAUAACGGAGGCAACGGCGGUAGUUACGGCGGCUCCAACGGGGGAAAUAACGGAGGCAACGGCGGUAGUUACGGCGGCUCCAACGGGGGAAAUAACGGAGGCAACGGCGGAGCUUAUGGCGGCUCCAACGGAGGAAAUAACGGAGGCAACGGCGGUGGUUAUGGCGGCUCCAACGGAGGUUUCAACGGGGGAAAUAACAGAGGCAACGGCGGAGCUUAUGGCGGCUCCAACGGAGGAAAUAACGGAGGCAACGGCGGAGGACAUGGCGGCUCCAGCGGAGGCAGCGGAGGCGGCUACGGAAAAUGAACCUUUUGAUGUAUUGUUUAUUCAGUUUGUCAAAUAUGAUUUUUUUCUGGGUCGAUGCUAUACUCAACACAUUUGUAAUAAAUUAUUCAAUGCG
Penaeus chinensis is the source of this 1502-nucleotide messenger RNA. Its product is annotated as glycine-rich cell wall structural protein-like. Lineage: Eukaryota; Metazoa; Arthropoda; Malacostraca; Decapoda; Penaeidae. The record is from RefSeq and is a predicted model, not a curated record. The transcript has 2 exons. The coding region runs from base 26 to 1408 and encodes 460 amino acids.